GAAGAUGGUGUUUGUUAAAGAGGAGAGUGAGGAGGACAUGAGUGAACCAGAACCCUGGAGAAUAAAACACGAGGAACAAGGAGGCCUGGUGAAAGUGAAAGAGGAAAGACCAGAUCUGAAUGAAGUGGAGGAGAAACAUCACCAGAAAGCUCAUGAUGUCACCGCUGGAGAAAAGCCAUUGAGUUGCUCCAAAACUGAAAACAGUUGCUUACAAAGCAGCAUCCAAAUAACAGAAGAGAAAAGGCCUUUCACCUGUACUCUGUGUGGAAACACUUUCUCACGUAAAGAAAGUCUGAAGAGGCACAUGUUAAUUCAUGCUGGAAUAAAGCCUUUCAGCUGUUCUGAGUGUGGAAAGAGUUUCACACAGAAAUCACACCUUAAUGAGCAUUUGUUUAUUCACAUUUCAGAAAAGCUAUUCACCUGUUCUCAGUGUGGAAAGAGUUUCAAACAUAAAGAAAGUCUGAAGAAGCACAUGCUAAUUCAUGAUGGAAUAAAGCCUUUCAGCUGUUCUGAGUGUGGAAAGAGUUUCACACAGAAAUCAUACCUUAAUGAUCAUUUGUUUAUUCACACUUCAGAAAAGCUAUUCACCUGUUCUCAGUGUGGAAAGACUUACAAACAUAAAAGAAGCCUUUUGAAUCACAUGUUAAUUCAUCCUGGAGGAAAUAAUACUUUCACGUGCUCUCAGUGUGGAAAGACUUUCUCAUGUGAACAAUACCUUGAAAAGCACAUGUUAAUUCAUGCUGGAAUCAAGCCUUUCACCUGUUCUCAGUGUGGAAAGAGUUUCAAACAGAGAUCAUACCUUAAUUCUCAUUUGGUAACUCACACUUCAGAAAAGCCUUUUACUUGCCCUCAGUGUGGAAAGACUUUUACACGUAAAGGAUACUUUAAGACUCACAUGUUAGUUCAUGCUGGAAUAAAGCCUUUCACCUGCUCUCAGUGUGGCAAGAGUUUCACACUGAAAUCACAUCUUAAGGAUCAUUUGGUGACUCACACUUCAGAAAAGCCUUUCACUUGCCCUCAGUGUGGAAAGACUUUUACACGCAAAGGAAACUUAAAGAAUCACAUGUUAGUUCAUGCUGGAAUCAAGCCUUUCACCUGCUCUGAGUGUGGAAACUCUUUUGUAUCUAAAGGAAGCCUGAAGAAGCACAUGUUGAUUCAUAAUGAAAUAAAGCCUUUCUCCUGCUCUCAGUGUGGAAAGAGUUUCAAACAGAGAUCACACCUUAAUUAUCAUGUGCUUAUUCACACUUCAGAAAAGCCGUUCACCUGUUCUUAGUGUGGAAAGACUUUUAAACGUAAAGAAACAUUUAAUAUUCAUGUGAGAAUUCACUCAUAAGAGA
Pimephales promelas (fathead minnow) is the source of this 1337-nucleotide messenger RNA. RefSeq lists its product as uncharacterized. The record is from RefSeq and is a predicted model, not a curated record. Gene Ontology annotation, molecular function: DNA-binding transcription repressor activity, RNA polymerase II-specific; RNA polymerase II cis-regulatory region sequence-specific DNA binding. Lineage: Eukaryota; Metazoa; Chordata; Actinopteri; Cypriniformes; Leuciscidae. Gene Ontology annotation, biological process: regulation of immune system process; regulation of cytokine production; negative regulation of transcription by RNA polymerase II. Gene Ontology annotation, cellular component: nucleoplasm.